Molecule: messenger RNA, 1077 nt
Organism: Durusdinium trenchii
Lineage: Eukaryota; Dinophyceae; Suessiales; Symbiodiniaceae
Source: the annotation of a GenBank genome assembly
AUGUCCCCAGAGGCUGCAGAGGCAGCAGCUCCCACUGUCCCUACAACUAUGUUGGAUGAUGGUCCGGAGGCUGAUCGGGCUGCUCCCACUGUCCCUGUCCCUGCAACUUUGCUGGAUGAUGAUGAUGGUGGGUUCAAAGAGGCUGCUCAGGCUGCUCCAACUGUCCCUACAACUUUGUUGGAUAAUGAUGGUGCGAAGGAGGCUGCUCCGGCUGCUCCCCCUGUCCCUGCCACAUUGCUGGAUGAUGAUGAUGGGUUGAAGGAGGCUGCUCCCACUGUCCCUACUACAAGUUUGUUGGAUGAUGAUGCGAAGGAAGCUGCUCAGGCUGCUCCCGCUGUCCCUGCAACUUUGUUGGAUGGUGAGAAGCCUCUUGAUGAAUUCGAAAAGCAUCUGAUGCAGCUUGGAAGAGGAGCCCAUGGCGACCAAUGUGAAGACGCAAGCAGUGCAGCGAAGGCAGCAACACAGGAGGUCGCAAGUUUGGAGGACUACUUUGACUUCUUCAAUUUUGCGCUGAAGAGGGUUCUCCAAUGGAACACAAGUUCUGACAGCUCUGGUUGCUCUGGUUCUGCUUUCAUGGAUGAUGAUGACGAAAUCACUCACCGUGUUGAUGUGCAAACAUUGGUUAGCCGGAUGCAAGACUUUAGCAUGAGCACAGCAUAUUCAGGUGUGGGUGCGCCUGAGGCAACCUUAUUGACUCUUUGCCACCAUUUGGGGAAGUUCUAUGGAUCUCAAGUUUGUCCACCACAAAUGAUUUUUCAAAUGGAGUAUGAUGAGGCUUGCAGGGAGGAACUCAAGCUCUACGAUUCCACCUACGCGAAUCCACCUCCCAAGAAUGCUCAUGUAGCUCAGGCAGAUUCAGGGGCUUGCAUUUUUGGAGACUUGAACAGCUUCUAUCAUCCACAGCUUCAAGAGACUAUCGAAUAUCUCAAGAAACGACCGGACUUGGCCCUUGAGAUACUUGCGAAGUCGGUUGCAUCCGGAGAAGCUUGCGUAACGCGUGGCUACUGUUACAAGCACAACCGCACUUGCCCAUUGAAUCUCAGCUGCAAAUUGAAGAUUCUCUGCGAAAAACUAUGA